Molecule: messenger RNA, 276 nt
Organism: Rotaria sordida
Lineage: Eukaryota; Metazoa; Rotifera; Eurotatoria; Philodinida; Philodinidae
Source: the annotation of a GenBank genome assembly
AUGGUCGUGCUUCCGAAAAAAGUAAAAAUAAUUUUAUCAAAUGCUCGAUUAGGUCGUCUUAUUUGUCAAACCAACUCAUAUGCAGCACUACUUCGUGAUAAAGAAAAAUUUCAAUUACGAAAUGAACUUGAUAAUAUUAAAUUAGAUAAUCAAGAGUUAGAACAACAAUUAAAUCAUGUAAUGAAAUUACUGGAUCAUGAAUAUGAAUCACAAAAACAAUUUGUUAUUCUUCUUUCAAAUGAACAUGAACUUGAACGUGAAUAUCAUAAAGAAUAA